CUGGAUCGGGGUUGGGUUGAAGCCCAAAGGCGGAGCUUGCCAGACUACCGCAACAGGGAUUGGCUCUCGGCUUUCCUUGCCUGCCUAUUGAAUUUAGAGUGGUGGGAACAGUGUGAUUGACGGUGAUUAAGAUGGCGGCGCUUACCGUUAUUCCGGAUACGGGCAGUGUUCGCAAGGCAGUGUGUCUCAUCAAUUUUAUAGACACAGGAAGGUUCUCUCGGUUGCUCGCCCACAUCCUUCAGAAGCUUCAUCUAAAGGCUGAGAGUACUUUCACAGAAGAGGAAGAAGAAAAGCUUCAAGCUGCUUUCUCAGUGGAGAAGCAAGAUCUCCAUCUUGUCCUUGAAACCAUUACAUUCAUUUUGGAACAGGCUGUGUAUCACAACUUGAAGCCAACCAUUCUGCAACAGCAGCUGGAGCAUUCCAAAGUGGAUCACGAUAAAGCAGAAGUGUUUGCCACUACAUGGGCUGCUGCAGGCCCAGAGACAGUGGAAAAGUUCAGACAGAGGAUUUUGUCACCCCAGAAGCUUGAGACAGUUGGCUGGCAGUUUAACCUUCAGAUGGCUCAAUCUACACAAGCAAAACAAAAAUCUCCUCAAGCUGUGUUAGAACUUGGAGUGAGCAAUGAAGAAUCAAAGAUCAUGGAGAAAGUGUUUGUGGAAUUCAGUCAUCAAGAACUGUUUGAGUUCUAUAACAAGUUGGAGACAAUACAAGCACAACUGGAUUCUCUUACAUGAUACUGUGUGAAGAAGACUAUUUUCUCCCAUCACAUUCCUCUCACUUCAAUAUUGAAGAUUGAUUGGCUGACAGUAGUUGCUGAAGAACUCAGUUGGUUGCUGUCAGUAAAUGGCUUAUCUCUUCUUUGACUGGUAGUGUUAACCAAAUGAAAUCAUUGUUAAGAACACUAAAGUUCUAAUUGACUUCUUUGUCUUUUCAGAGUCCUCAGUGAAUUCUAGGGGGUGGGGCAGGGAUAUGCUAUAUUGUUCUGCUGUUCUUUGAAUUAUUUUGAAGUGUACUUAUGAUGUUUUUCAUUUUGAUUAUAUUUUUUGCAUAGAAUAUGGUAAUUUAAAUAAGAUUGGAAGACUGUAAAGGAAACUUGUAGCAUUGUUGCUGAAAAGUGAAAAAUGUAUUGCUUGCUAAACAAUAGAAAAAGGUAACUAAACAAACCACAGGUAAAAUGUUAGCCUCAGUAAUUAUGUCUUAUUGAUUAAAAAAUAGAGAUAA
Molecule: messenger RNA, 1221 nt
Organism: Rhineura floridana
Lineage: Eukaryota; Metazoa; Chordata; Lepidosauria; Squamata; Rhineuridae
Gene: COMMD10
Product: COMM domain containing 10
Exons: 7
Coding region: 132-734 (200 amino acids)
Source: RefSeq, a predicted model, not a curated record